Molecule: messenger RNA, 1441 nt
Organism: Contarinia nasturtii (swede midge)
Lineage: Eukaryota; Metazoa; Arthropoda; Insecta; Diptera; Cecidomyiidae
Product: maltase 2-like
Exons: 4
Biological process (GO): carbohydrate metabolic process
Source: RefSeq, a predicted model, not a curated record
AUGAAGCAAAAGAUUUUGAUUGCAAAAUGUUAAUUUAACACAUAAAGUCUUAUAUAAUCUAAUACAUAUGUUUUUAAUUUAAAAUAAAGUGAAUUUGUGUGCUUUUGGUUCAUAAAAAAUAAUAAAUAUCAAUCGUUUAAUUUAAUUGACAAAAUAUUUAACGUGAAAUUGAUGAAGUAUUCUAGUCAUGCAAAUUUUAAAGGUUAUUUGUGUGACGCUAUUGGGCUGCAUUGCAGCGAAUUCAUCUGCAGUAAAUAACAAGGCUGUAAACGAAAGGCCCAAAUUGGAUUGGUAUGAAAAUGGUGUUUUUUACCAAAUCUAUCCCCGGUCAUUCAAAGACAGUAACGGCGAUGGAAUCGGGGACAUUCGUGGUAUUAUUCAAGAAUUGGACUACUUGAAAGAAUUGGGUGUUGAUGGAGCUUGGCUUUCGCCAGUUUUAAAAAGUCCAAUGGUUGACUUCGGCUAUGACACUGAAGAUUUCUACGAUAUCGAUCCGAUGUUUGGAACGAUGGCCGACUUAGAAGAGUUAUUCAGAGAAGCCAAGAAAAGAAAUAUAAAAAUCAUUUUGGAUUUCGUGCCAAAUCAUAGCUCUGAUAAAUGCGAAUGGUUCAAAAAGUCGGUGAGACGUGACCCUGAGUAUGAAAACUUUUACGUUUGGGCUGAUGGUAAAAACAAUAACACAGAACCGCCAAAUAAUUGGUUAUCGAUUUUCUAUGGUUCAGCAUGGACUUUUAAUGAAGAGCGAAACCAGUGGUAUUUACACACAUUUGCCAAGGAAAUGCCCGAGUUUAACUACCGGAAUGAAAAUGUCACCAUUAAAAUGAUCGAUGUUCUUAAUUUUUGGCUUGAAAAGGGUGCUAACGGCUUCCGAUUGGAUGCAGCCAACUUUUUCUACGAAGAUAAGGAUUUGAGAGACGAACCUUUGAGUAAUAAAACAAGUGAUCCGAAUGAUGUUGAAUACUUAAAGCAUGAUUACACAAAAAAUUUGGGAGAAUCAUUUGACCUACUGUACAAGUUCAGAGAGGCUAUUGAUAAAUUUCAAGAGAAAAACAAAGAUGCGCAACUUGUUCUGAUGUGUGAAGCUUAUGUAAAUAAUACCGAAUAUGUCAAAUAUUUUGGAAACGGUAAAAGAAAAGGAGCGCAUAUUCCAUUUAAUUUUGAUUUGAUCACUGAUAUGGACAAAUAUUCAACGCCAAAAGAUGCUAAGAAAAUCAUUGAUAAAUUAUUUGGAAGUGUCCCAGUGGGCAAUCAGCUCAAUUGGCAACUGGGAAACCAUGAUAGACCACGUAUUGGUUCGCGAUACGGUGAACGAAGAGUCGAUGGUUUUAACGCAUUAAUAAUGACAUUGCCAGGCAUCGCCAUCACUUACUACGGUGAGGAGUUAGGAAUGGUGGACAAUCGGACGAUUCCAUUUUCUGAAACAGUCGAUCCACAAGUCAUC